This is a messenger RNA of Cryptococcus wingfieldii CBS 7118, 690 nucleotides long. RefSeq lists its product as hypothetical. The transcript has 3 exons. Lineage: Eukaryota; Fungi; Basidiomycota; Tremellomycetes; Tremellales; Cryptococcaceae. The record is from RefSeq and is a predicted model, not a curated record. Bases 1 to 690 code for a protein of 229 amino acids.
AUGCUCUUAGAAUCUCUGAGCACGUACCCGUCUCUCACUCCUGACACGCUACAUUCCUUCUCUCCGUACCCUCUUUCCUCGCGCGAACAUCUCCACAAAUCCCUCCUCCACCCCUCCUCUGCCUCUUCUUCUCAAGCAGGACCCAGCACCUAUCGAUCAAGCGGUAUCAGCGGUAUCCAGCUCCUACCUACCAACGCCGACCCCGACGAGCAAGCACAAGAUGCCCGGCAGUCAGCUGGUAUGAUGCGCCGGCGCGCGGAGGAGAGAGUAUUGAUGGGCAGGACGCCGGCCGGAGUCAUGCUGGGAAGGGAGGAUGAUGAGGUGACACUGGAGGAGGAGAUGAUGGAUCAAGGACAGCACGACGUGACUAUGUUUGGUCACCGAUUCUUAUUGCCGUACGGGAGAAGACAGACGCAAAUGGAAAUUGAUUCUGCGCCCUCUCCGUCGCCUUCCGAAGCAGACCACGAACGGCGACAAGAAGACCCCUCUGGCAUACUCCACCACCAUCAUCACCCCCCAGACGAUGAUACAGAGAAUGAAGAUGACGAAGAUGUGGCUGAUCUGGAUGGCAGCGUGGAGGAUAUGGACGCAAGUCAGUUCGAUGAUGAGGAAGAUGAUGAUGAGGGUCUGGAAGCGGAGGAGGCAGGCGUGGAUCUGGACGAUGGGAUGGAAGAUAUGGAUGAAGAGUAG